AUGCCCCUGUUGGCUCCUCUGACCAAGCAUUGUCUACCUCUGGCCUCCAUUAUUUCACCAGGCCCGACAACUUCCUCAGUUUCUGUUCAUUCACACACAUCCCUGAGUGCCUCUCAGCCACUAGAGCCUUUUAUUUCCCCAGACAUCCUUUCAUCCUCGCCAGUUGCUCUUUCCUCACCCCCACUGUAUCUGCCUGAUUCAGAGGCCUGUCCUCUGACAGCCUCCUCUGCCCCACCACUGCUAGACUCCGUUUUGACUCUUACUCAGCGUGACUCCUCGAUGGCACUACCACUGGGACCUGCCCCACAAAGCUUGUUUCCACAUCCUCCUUGGUCAGCUUCUCUUAUCCCAGCUAUCUCAGGCCUUGGUCAUUCACAUGGUCCCGUUUCAGCCCUGUCCUGGUGGCAGGCUGCUGCAAAAGCCUUGUAUCUCUCAACCUCAUCAGAGUACAAGUCCCAGAAAAAGCACCUUUCCCACAACCCAGCAGGGGCCUCAUUCUGGAUAGGCCCCACAGACAGACAAGUAGAGGCUAGUAGCCCUUUUUUGCUCAGCUCUCAUGAACAGAUGCUCCUAGAUAUACAAGUGACAAAGAGAGGUGAGAUCAAGAUUUGGAAAGAAAAAGAAAAAGAUGAAUCACAUCUAAAACAAAUGAGCCCAGACUGUCACCUGAAUUCUUUGGGGAAUAUGUUGGAAUCUCUGCAUGCUGAACAGGACACCACAACCCCCCAGGCUUUCUGGAGCACAAAAGACAAACCAGGGCAGCUGCCUGGUCCUCAGCAGUUUUCAUAUCCCAAGGUCCUGGGGAACAAUCUACAGCAGAAAUAUAACCAGCUUUUCUGGGGUCUCCCUUCUCUGCACAGUGAAUCCUUGGUGGCCGCUGUUUCGAUCCCUGAGACCUCUUCUGUACCACAGUCUCCUUUCUUAUUCAACAGAAUUUCUCAUGCCUGCCCAGUUCAAAUGCAAGCUAAAAUAUCUCCACUGCUUUCCCAGUUCCAGCCCUUCUCCCAUCUAGAGUUCCAGUCUCAACCCUUUAUUCCAACAAUACCUCAAUUCCAGCUGCCUCCUCUGGCUCAGAUCCAAACCCAAGCACAUCUAAAAUCCUCUCUCCCAAUCCUACCAUCUUCUUCUUCAGCUCAGAUUAGGACCUUUGGACUGUCUUGCCCUAUAGCCCAGAAUAAGCCACAGUUUCUUACCCCAACUGAGAUUCAACAUUCAGAAUGGUCCUUGUUGCAGAAGCAACUAGAAAAUGGGAGGACUUUAUCUUCUGUAGUCAAACAAUCUGAGGAAGUCUUUAAUGUCUUCCCUUCCAACCUUCCUGAAGACAGCUGGGUGGUCUCCAUCCUUCCUGAGAAUUUUCCAAUCAGUCCAGAGCUCAGGAAGCAGCUGGAACAACAUCUCCAAAAUUGGCUCAUCCAACAUCGGUGGGAGCUGCCCCAAAGGAUCCAAGAGUCUUCAGAGAUAAGGCAGCUUCAGGGAGAAUUACCAAGCACAUGCCAAGCAAAGGGCAAGGAUAGACCCCCACAACCAUCUUCGUUUACAGGUAAAAGCAGCAAGGAAGCACAGAAGGUGAGGUUCCAGCUAAGCCAGGGUGUGGGCAAGGGCCUAGGGCAUAUUCUGGGGAAGGUUCCAAAAGAUCUGUCUAGGAAGUCAGAAAGCUCUGUAGUGAAGUUUCAGGAGGUGAACUCUGAGGAGUCAGAAAAUGACCUAAGGCUCUUGAGGAGUGACUCAGGAAUUGAUUUACUAAGGAGCUUAGAUAAGAACCUAGACAACAUUCUGAAAGGCCACUUGAGCAGGAAGCUGGGGCAGAACAGCAAGGGUUUGGUUCCUGUGAAUGUACAUCAGUCUAGCCUUGAUGUCAAGCAUCCUUCUUCCAAGUCUGAUACUCAGGAGGAGACCAGCAAUCUAGGCAUCCUGAAGGGUUGGGAACCCUGUGUGAACACCGGUUAUAGGGUUUCCUUCCUCGAUCCAGAUACUCAAGAGGAACUGGAAGAACAUAUUACAAGAUUUAGGGUAAAGCAUAGGUGGGGCCUACCUCUCAAGGUCCUCAAGCCCAUAAAUCUCUUUAAAUUGAAAAAGCCUCAACCCUCCCCCAUGCAGUUUGUCUCUGCGCCCUCAGCCACCUAUGUGCCUGAGUCCCACUCAACAGUAAAAUUUGCUGAGUUCCUCGGAAAACCUCCUCAGGCCCAUUCAAGAGAGAAGGUGAUAAAAGAAGAGUCAGUUCCCACCCUGAUAAGGCCUCUCCUUACCCCGUCACCUGUGUAUAAGGAAAAUCAGAGGGUGCUGGCAAGUAUCCCGUGUGAUGACUACCAUGGACCCUCAGAGGCUUCUCUGACUGCACUGGAGGGCAGGUCACCUUCUCAGUCCUUCAAACUCAGCGUUGUGGGAAGAACCUGGAAGACUGAGACUGUGAAAUGGACCAAGAGGGACAGCCUAGAGUCACAUCCAGGCUCUACAAUGGUCAGGAAUGAACCAAGAGAGGAGAGUGGUAGUCAGGCCUCACAAGACCCCUACCAAAGGGUAAAAAUGAUGGAGGUGAACUUAGGAUCCCAAUCUUUGAGAAGUGAAGAGGCCAGGGAAGCAGCGGAGCCCAAGGAGUCUCCUGCUUUUCAUCAACAGUCUAGAGUUACAUUGGGAACCAAAGUGUUAAAAAAACCCCAAACCACAAGUGUACAUAGGAGGAAUUUAGAGGCCCUAGGGGCCAGUAAACACUCCCCACUCACUAGAAUGUCUGUUUUCCAACAUCUAGGUGAGCCAUGCCUUAACACAGACGUUGCUAGUAAGUUUAAGUCCAAAGUAAAGGCGCCGUCAAACACCCAGCUUCAGCACUGUCCCGAACACACAUGCCUUGCUGCAGACAACUUGACUUCUCCAGUGUCUCACUGCCAUCCCCAGAGACUCCCCACCAGAGACAGAUUAGCUUCCCAGACACUACGUGGCUUUAAGGCAGCCCAAAGGAGAAGCCUAGGGCAGCAGGAGCCCAAAACUUCAAAACUUCAGGAUUCAGGGAAGAGCCAGAGCAAGAUGAGAGCCCCUACUUACAAAAGAGAGGACUGUAGGAGGCAUAAACCAGGAGAGCAUAAGGAAAGCUUCAAAGAAUUAGGGACCUCUCAAGCUGGAAAUAUGAGACGCCCUGCCCAGGUCUGGGGAAUAAUAGAGUCUUUUAAAAGCAAAUGUCUCCAAGUCAUGCCAGAGAAGAAACAGGGUCCUCAAGAAAGCCUCUUCAGAAAAAAUAUAAGGCUACUUUUAAAGUGGAUUUUCCCCAGUAGAAAAGUUAAAGGUGGUGAUGCCCUGCAAAACUGCAAGCCCAAAUCGGCCACUGCCCAGAGCGAAGGACCAGUCGAAAGCAGAUCAAUCCUGAACAGUGAGAAUGCUGAGGCUCAGGCACUUAUGACAGCUGUUGGACAGAUCCUAGAAGAAAAAAUGACAACUCACCAUGGACUUCAUGCCACAAAGUUAAAAGAACCCAAACAGGAACUCCAAGCCCCGGUAUGUAGGUGUUUCUGCUACCAUAGGCUUUCUUCCUACCCACAGCAAGGGAAAAAUAUGGGUUAUACAGCCUGUAGUCAUCAAGCCACCUCCAAGGGCCAGAGUUGUUCUUUCAGAGAAAGGGAAGUCAGACAUCAACAGAGCUCAAAAAGUGUAAGAUUCAGUGAUGAGCAGCUGAGCCCAAGGUGCCUCCCAACCUCAUUCCCCAAGAAGACUGUGAUUCCGGUCUGUCCCUGCCAUUAUGCACCAAGGAUUCCAGGUGCCCCAGUCCACCAUCAACACUGUCCAAGGCACUGUCAUCUUUGGGGAGGGGUCUUGCCUGCUCAACCAUAA
This is a messenger RNA of Budorcas taxicolor (takin), 3819 nucleotides long. Its product is annotated as spermatogenesis-associated protein 31A6-like. The record is from RefSeq and is a predicted model, not a curated record. NCBI's taxonomy places the organism in Eukaryota, Metazoa, Chordata, Mammalia, Artiodactyla, Bovidae. The coding region runs from base 1 to 3819 and encodes 1272 amino acids. The transcript has a single exon.